AUGUUGGAAUUUGGUGAAGCAGGGAGCAUAUUGAAGUAUUUUCAAGAUCAGACGGUACAAAACCCUUCAUUCUUUUAUUCUGUGCAGUUGGAUACUGAAGAGCAAAUAACAAAUAUUUUUUGGGCAGAUGCUAGAAUGAUAAUUGACUACGGUCAAUUUGGGGAUGUUGUAACAUUUGACACAACAUACAAGAUUAAUAGAGAAAGCCGCCCUUUUCCUAUUUUCGUUGGCUUCAAUAACCACCGAGAGACCAUUGUUUUUGGAGCUGCAUUGAUGUAUGAUGAAACAACCGAUUCGUUUAUAUGGUUGUUUAAAACUUUUUUAGAGGCAAUGUCAAAUAAACUUCCAAAAACUAUUUUCACAGAUCAGGAUGCAGCAAUGGCUAAGGCUAUUUCAUAUGUGAUGCCUAACACAUAUCAUAGGCUAUGCACAUGGCAUAUGAUGCAAAAUGCUAUAAAACAUAUGAGUGGCAUUUUUAGCGGUCCUGGUGGGGUAAGAAGUGUUUUGGGAAAGUUUAUAGAUGCGUAUGAGGAGGAAGAGGAAUUUUUUGCAGCUUGGAAUGCUAUGUUAGAUGAGUUUGAUGUUCAUGAUAAUUCAUGGCUGCAAAGCAUUUUUCAUUUAAGGAAAAAAUGGGUUAGGGCAUAUGUUAGGUGGACAUGGUCAGCAGGGAUGAAGAGCACACAACUUAGUGAGAGCUUAAAUGUUGAUUUGAAAGAGUACUUGAGAUCAGAUUACAAUUUGAUUCAAUUUUUCAUUCACUUUGAAAGGGUGCUUAAUGAGAAGCGAUAUAAGGAAUAUGAAGCUGAGUAUGCAUUGUCAUAUAAGUUGCCUAGGAUAAAAGUCCAAGUUCUGAUGUUGACUCAGGCAGGAGAUGUUUACACAAAAACUAUCUUUGAAGAAUUUCAAGAUGAAUAUGUGGGUUCACUUGAGUUAUACGUAGCAAAUUGUGUUCACAAGGAUGAUUGUUUGGUUUAUAUUGUCAAAGCAUAUCGACAAUCUACAAUGCGUGAAGUGAAGAAAGACAAAGAUGGUAAUUUGUCUUGUUCUUGUAGGUUGUUUGAGAUGAAAGGAAUAUUGUGUAGUCAUGUUAUUAAGGUUCUUAAAGAUGAAAUGAUUAUAAUGGAAAUUCCAAGCCAAUAUAUCCUGAAAAGGUGGACCAAAUUAGCAAGAGUUGAAAUUGUCCAAGAUUACAAAGGGCGCGAUAUUCAAGCUGACCCUAAGUUGGAACAGAGCAGCAGAUACAAGUCAUUGUGCUCCCUCUUUACUAUGAUUUCAUCCCAGGCAUCUGAAUUGGAAGAAACAUAUGAAGAUUGUGUUCAGGAAGGGAAAAAAUUGCUCGCAUUUGUUCAAAAUAAGUUGCGUAUACGUAUCACCAAUGGACCACUAAACUUAAAUGAUGCUAGCUCUACAAUGAGAAUGAAUGAGGGCAGUGAAAAUGUCAUUCAAGCGAAGGGACUGAAGAAAAGGAUUGACCCCAUUCGUGGAAGGCGACGGAUUAAAAGUAGCUUGGAAAAGGCAUUGGAGACUUCAAGAAAGAAAAAGCAACGCGAUGUACAAGCAUCUUCAAAUAUACUCCCACAUAUGAUGCCACCAUAUAUUCAAGUACCAACUUCAAUGCAGGAUAUACAUGUAUCUUCGAAUAUACUCCCACAUAUGAGGCAACCAUUAGCUGAAGUACCAAAUUCAGUGCCUUGGACAUGGAAUGGAGAGCCUCAAUAUGCCAACUUCCGAGCCUUACUUCAAGGAUUUACUUUGCUUAACUCAUCACAAUGCUCGACUAGCACAUAUUACAAUCAGGUUCCCAAUCUAAACAUUGUUCGGAAUUCCUCUACACCAAUAUAUCCAGAAAUUCUUGGAGACCGAUGA
This is a messenger RNA of Camellia sinensis, 1866 nucleotides long. NCBI's taxonomy places the organism in Eukaryota, Viridiplantae, Streptophyta, Magnoliopsida, Ericales, Theaceae. The record is from RefSeq and is a predicted model, not a curated record.